AAAGUACUAGCAUUAAUUAGAAAAUUAAUUAAGGAAGCGUAAAAUAAAAAGAAACACCACUUCUACACUCCGUGCAAUCAGCAAUUUUAUCGGUGGAUUCUCCGCCGCCGCUAAACCCCAAAUGCCGGCCACUCCAAAGUCUAUUCUCUUCAUUUCCUUCCUCUUACUCUCAUCUACUCUCUCUCACUCCUUCUUCUCCAACUAUUACACCCUAUGUUCCCUCUCUCACUCCCUUAUCUCCCGCGUCGCCGCCCUUCGAGCUGCCCGCGGCGAUAUCGAGGGCGCGGCGCGGGCUCGGGCUUUAGCCCGUAACUUUGAGCGCGGUUUGGGCCUGGGAUUCUACAAGUAUGCUUGGAAUGUGGGAUGGGAUUUUAUGAAGAAUUACGCGUGGAACGACGCGACUUCGUUCCGAAACUUGGGGGGCGCAGUAUCUGAUUUGAACGAGUUGUUAUCUGUUUUGGGAUAAUUGAGUCAGCUUCGCUCCGACGCGGAGAGGAUGGCCUGGGCUGGUCGAAGUUACAAAAACGCCCUUAGGGUUUUGAAGUCGCUCUUCGCUCGACUGCUCGAAGUUUUCCGUCGAUCUGGACCGUUACGGGAUAUAGUGCUGAGCCUUCAGAAAGAAGUGGUGGAGGGUGAUCUGCUUAGGGACUGCGUUGAAUUAGGAGCUGGUGACCUUAAGGGUUUAGUGCAAAUUGUCAAGGACAUUACUCGCCAAUAUUUUCCUGCUGCUGCUUCGAGGAGUGAACUGUAAAAGAUGCUUCAUGGGUGACUGUUUUUUGGAAGUAGGAAGCUGCCAUGCUUGAUCGCGAUAAAUAGCCUCAUAUGUUUGCUAACAAUGGAUUUUAGAGUCUUCUGGAUGUCUGGUGGAGAAGAAAAUUCAGUUUCUUGUCGUUGCUUUUGAAGAACGAUUUGACUAGUGAAGGAAAUGCAAUGUUUUCCCCUUGAUCAUUGUAAGACCUUCUGGUUUUUGCCUGUCCAGAAUAGAGGGUGGCCGGAUCACAACUUUUGCCAAAUUGAAGUAUGUAUCUUUGAACUAAUCACAUGUAACCUUGUAUGAUGUUUUUAUGAUGUACUUCGUUGGCUAAUAUAAAAUAUAUAGUUAAGUUGUCUCA
Salvia miltiorrhiza (redroot sage) is the source of this 1112-nucleotide messenger RNA. RefSeq lists its product as uncharacterized. NCBI's taxonomy places the organism in Eukaryota, Viridiplantae, Streptophyta, Magnoliopsida, Lamiales, Lamiaceae. The transcript has 2 exons. Bases 497 to 751 code for a protein of 84 amino acids. The record is from RefSeq and is a predicted model, not a curated record.